Molecule: messenger RNA, 779 nt
Organism: Daktulosphaira vitifoliae (grape phylloxera)
Lineage: Eukaryota; Metazoa; Arthropoda; Insecta; Hemiptera; Phylloxeridae
Exons: 5
Source: RefSeq, a predicted model, not a curated record
GUGGAAAAGAUCAUUAUAGUCGACCUUACAAUAGUAGUGGUUCAUCUUAUAGUUAUGCUCCAUUAGCUACACCUGAAAAUGUAGAUUUAGGUUCUGAAUAUGCUCAGGUUAAAGAUAUAGUACCUGGUCAUUAUCCAUUUGAUGGAGAUUAUUCUUAUUCUCUUGUUCAAGAUAGUUUAUCAAGCUCUAGUAAACAUAAAAUAAGGCUUCAUAGAGAAAAAGGAAGACCCAACUAUUCAGAUUCUGAUAGUGAUUGGAGUUCAAUGGAAAGACGAGCAGAACCAUUAUUCAAUUCUUCUAAUGAAACUUUUUCAAAAUUAAAAUCUCGCAAAACUGUCACUCAAAAACGACCUAAGAAAAAAAGAAUUGCUAUUCCUGUUGCAACACCUAAGGUUCCUUCAUUUAACCCACCAUCAAAUGGAUCCACUAUAGGUUUUAGUUCUCUGUCUUCUCAACAUGGCACAUUUUACUCUGAAGAAAAUUGCGAGAUUAAAUCUAAUAAUAAUGUUUCAUCGCCUCAUUUGUUAGUAGCAAAUUCUAAUUCAUCUAGUGAUAAUUCUGAUGAGAAACCUACUGUUUGGGCACAUCCUUCUGCUAGACAUCUUGAUAAAAGAUCUUUACGGUAUAAAACAAAACAAAUGUGCGCUCCUAUUCCACCAGUAAUAUCUCCCGGUGCUAUAAUUAAUACAAUGUCCUCACAUAUUCAAGAAAUUAAUUAUAAUUAUGAUGAGGAAUCGAGUUUAGAUAUUUCUUCUCCAAGAUGCCUAAAUUCUCCAUCU